Molecule: messenger RNA, 987 nt
Organism: Cuscuta epithymum
Lineage: Eukaryota; Viridiplantae; Streptophyta; Magnoliopsida; Solanales; Convolvulaceae
Source: the annotation of a GenBank genome assembly
CUCCUCCGUCCUUAACCCUUCCCCCUUUUCUCUCGCUCUUAAACCUCCUCUCUUCCUCAACCGCUUAGGCCCGGAAUUAGAUAUGAAGUUGGGGAAGAGGCCCAGGCCCGCGAUGCCCAGGACCAACACCGUUAAGGAAUUUUCCUCCGAUCAAAUGGCCGUCGAUCCUCCGCCGCCGGCGGUCGCUAACCACCACACUGCCUUCUCAGCUCAUUUCCUUACCGCUUGUUCCCUUUGCAAACGCCGUCUCAUUCCCGGCCGUGAUAUCUAUAUGUACAGAGGAGACACUGGGUUUUGCAGCCAAGAAUGCAGAGAACAGCAAAUAAAAAGGGAUGAGAGAAAAGAGAAGUGUUCAGUGUUCACAUCCAAGAGGAAGGGUGCCGGUGCGGCCGCCGCCACAUCCGCUGCCGCAGCCACCGGGCCCAAUGGCGUCGCCAACCCUAGCGCCGCCGUGUAGAUUAGUUAGUUACUUAGCCGUAAAACGGUGUCAGAUAUUUAUAGUGCACCGCUACAUAUGAAUCGACACGUGUGUAAACUAUACUCCAUCUCAAACUUAUAUAUAUACUCCGUCUUUUGUUGAAAUGAUGAGAAUAAUUGUAGCCGACAUAUAUGUAAGAAGUAUUGGGCAUCUCUUAAUUCAACAAUACUUGAUCUACCCACUUAUAUCCAUCUUAUACUCACCAUGUUUAUAGAAGUUUUUUUCGUCUGUGUACCCGGUUCACAGACAAUAUGUUGUUUGUGCAAAAAAUUGUUUGUGAGUCGGAGUUUACAGACAAAAAAAAUACUUCACAAAACUAGGUGGGUAUAAGAGUGAGUAGGAAAGAUCAUUUUUGCUCUUAAUUUUCAAUUUCAGCAAUCACGACCAACACGUGGUACAGAACUACACAAGUAAGAAUUGUCAAUUUGCAUAAGUUAUGAGACCAAUUAGUGACUUUGUUUUUUUGGAAGAUGUGAAUUUUGUACAUACAUGCUAGUUGAAUUAUUUGC